GGCGCGCGCUCGAGCAGCUGUCAUGAGGGGAAGAUGAGCGACACCGUGAUCGCGGAGGGAGCCGUUAAACUCAGAGACGGCAAAAAAUGGAGGAGCCGCUGGCUGGUUCUGCGCAAACCCUCGCCGGUCGCAGAUUGCCUGGUGCUGUAUGUGUAUAAGGAGCGCGGCGUGAAGGAGAGGAGCGUGACGCUGGAGCACAUCUGCGGUCUGGAGGCGUGUGUCGGCGGCGACGGCGUUCCCUUCAUCCUCUCCGUCCUGUGUCUCAGUCAAACCGCUGUGCUCGGCUUCGACAGCAGGGAGGCGCUGCAGAGCUGGGACCUGCGGCUGCGCUACUGCCUCGGGGAAGUCCACAGUUUCAGCGUAUCUGUGCUGCCCGGCACUAAACUGGAAAGCGGCCCGGCGACUCUGCAUUUGUGCAACAAUGUCCUGGUCAUCGCUAAAGACCUGCCGGCCGUCAUCAUCGGUCACUGGAAUCUGCUGGACCUGCGGCGAUACGGGCCGGUCAACAACGGGUUCGUGUUUGAGGGAGGAACACGCUGUGGUUACUGGGCCGGUGUGUUCUUCUUGUCCUGCGCUGAGGGCGAGCAGAUCAGUUUUCUCUUCGACUGUAUUGUUCGUGGCAUUUCCCCGUCCAGAGGCCCGUUUGGACUGAAGCCACUGCUGCCAGAGCCCAGCAUCAGUGCAGCUUCAGCGCAGGACAGACUGAAGCAUGAGGCGGAGGAGCUGGAGCGGAGGCUCAGUCUGCUGUCUCACAGCACAGCUUCCAGCUCGCGCUUCGGCUCUUCGCUUGCUGGCGACGACCGCAGCAUUUCCGGUUCCUCUGACACCUCAGACACGAGCCAAUCAGAUUGCAGCAUUAGCAGCCGCCCUGUGCCGUGGAGCGAUCUGGUUCUGCCCGGCUCUGCCGAAACGUCUCAGGUGGAGGAGAAACUCCAGGUCCCGGCCGAUCCCGUUCGCUCACGGAAGCUGAAAGAGUCCGGCCGACAGAGCUCAGCCGACAGCGGCAUCGCGACCAGCAGCUUCUCGUCCUACAGCGGGAGUCUGGAUGCUGCCGGUCCGGGAGAGGAAUACAGUGCGCUGUUCAACCUGCCAGAGAAACACCUGUGCUCCUGCUCAUCAAGUCCCAUCCACGAAUACCAGGUUCCCUCGUCCCUGCGGUUCCUAUACGACUCUCCCCGCAGCCUGCUGGAGGGCAGCAGACACAGCAGCACAUCUCAAGAUGAGCCCUGUUCUGAAUCUCCCAGCCAAUCAGAUUCAGAGCUUGAUAAAGGGGAGGAGUCACAGACAAGGGAGGGCCUAAUAAAAGGGGAGGAGGCUCAGGGAUUAUCCUGUAGUAAAAGCUGCUGUUCACUUCCUCCUGCGGGGAUGAAAUCACUCACAUCCUGCCCCUUCUGCGGAGGACUCAAGGGCUCUUUUCCACAUCAUUCACUGCCCGCUGUGCCAGCACAUAUAGCUAAUGAGUACAGACACACUCUUAAAGCGCCAGGUGAACAUUCAGCCACGCCCACUGCGGAUGUCAGACACGCAUCUUCGACCAAUCACGAUCCAUGGAAGCCCUCGCCUGAAUGCUCACAGACCAAUGAGGAGAAGCGAUCGGAGAACUACGACUCCGGUCUGUCUGAUCUCCUGUCACACUACAGUCCUGCUGCGAGAUCGGACAGAAGCAGCGUCUAUGAGGCGAUGGCAGCGUCCAGACACACCGUCCUGUACGAGAACUGCGUCCAGUGCAGGAGAGGAGAGGGCAGCUGCCGGGUCCUCAGACCCACUCCUCCGUCCAGAGAUGCGCUUGUCCAGGAACUGAGGAGAAACAUCUCAGAGUCCUGCUCCUCCACAGUUGCUCUGCAGCGAAUACCUGCAGAAGAUAAUAACAGAGAGAGAAUAUGGGCAGAGAAAGGAAGAACGGAUCCUGCUUAUGAAAUCAUGGACAGCCGAUCACCAGACAGGAGCCUGGAGGAGGAGCGCAGCAGGCACGAGCUCAUAACGCCUUCGCAGAAGAUUUCUCCUCAUCUGACUGAAGCGCUGACAGACAGACUCAGAGGAGACAUGGUGACAUACGUGAAUAUUCCCACCAGCCCAACAUCCAAAAAACAGCUGCAUUACAUGGAGCUGGAGCUGCAGGAGUCCAGCGCCGCCAUCAGAGGCAAAAGUUCCAGUAAAUACGCUCAGAUUGACAUCACAGCGACGGAGGCGGCUCACAGAGCGGGUUCCCAGCAUGCACUGGGGCGAGAGGAAGGCCUGCAGAGACUGGAGCAGCAGAGGAGACGACGAGGUCUUCCUCACGCUGAAGAGAGAUCGACUCUCCUCUGGACAAACUGACCAAAACACCUGCAUCAGUCCAGACAGUGAAACACAGGCAGUGUAGUGUAGUAGUGCAGUAUCUACGGGCUUGUUUCUGUGGAAUUCACUAUGUAGUGAACAGGGAAUGAGUGCACGUAAUAUAUAUUCACAUCACACACGUCUGUCAUGCUUAGACGAACCUGUUAAACACACUUUCAGUCUACAGUGAGCUGCUGCUACGUGAAUAGAUAUCUGUGUUCUCAUGUUAGAUAAAUGUGUGCAAUGCACAGAACCAGAAAUGCAUUUUUUUAUUUAUUUUUAUGUAUUUCAUUUUAAAAUGCUGAAUAUUUGUUGUAUUGCUUUCUAGUUGCAUUUGUAUGAAAUAGGCUGCAUUUGUGUAGCAACUUUAGUCUUUUUAUUAACAUAAAUUCAAGUGUACUGAGUCAUUUUUACAUUAAACUGCUGAUUUUGUAUUUUGUACAUUACUGGCCUGUAUGUUCUCGUUUUCUUUUUCAGCACUGAAGGAAGUGAACACAAUAUGUGUUU
This is a messenger RNA of Onychostoma macrolepis, 2823 nucleotides long. RefSeq names its product docking protein 7a (gene dok7a). Gene Ontology annotation, biological process: neuromuscular junction development; positive regulation of protein tyrosine kinase activity. The transcript has 13 exons. NCBI's taxonomy places the organism in Eukaryota, Metazoa, Chordata, Actinopteri, Cypriniformes, Cyprinidae. The record is from RefSeq and is a predicted model, not a curated record. The coding region runs from base 34 to 2316 and encodes 760 amino acids. Gene Ontology annotation, molecular function: protein kinase binding.